AGACGCGACGACUGGCCUGAACCGAGGAACUUCAGUCUGCGCACGACAGACUUCACAAGGAAACUUGGCGAGGGUUCUUGCCUUCCAUAUGACCAGUAUUCCUUACGGUACGAUAAAACCGACAGUUAGCCAAUCACAAAGCAAUGAGACAAAGAAAUUGACCAGAAUGGUACAAGCGCUUACCAUGAUUGUAUGGCCCAGGAGACAAGCCACUUUCAUUGUAGCAAGGUUGGUAUUCUAUUGGGUGGCGUAAUCAUAUAUUGGACUCUGGCAGAAGGGAAGUAUGUUCUUCCUCGUCUCAAGUUCAUGCUGUCCUCCUACCAGUAUCUUCAAGACAGAACUGUAUACAUUCAACCACACAACCAGCUUACGAAUUGAACCGUCGAAGUUCAGAGUAAUAAUCAAUAUAACUUCAAAGAUACUUUCACAUAAAGACUGUGGAUACAGUUCAGAAGAUAGUCUUGCUCUACGAUAAUAGUAAUAAUACUCUGCUGAAGCUCAUACUUGGGCGUAAGUCAUACGAUUUGAGAUGUGGAUGAAAGCGAAGAUGGAGCAAAAUUAGG
Molecule: messenger RNA, 563 nt
Organism: Dothidotthia symphoricarpi CBS 119687
Lineage: Eukaryota; Fungi; Ascomycota; Dothideomycetes; Pleosporales; Dothidotthiaceae
Exons: 1
Coding region: 193-378 (61 amino acids)
Source: RefSeq, a predicted model, not a curated record